CGACCGUGGGACCCGAACGAAAAGUUGUGUUUUUUGUUCGGCCAUUAUUUUCUCUUACCACACAAAAGUGGGAAAAAAAGGAAAAAAAGAGGGAGAGCCAUCUGUUCAAAAUCGGCCGAUGGAGUGCAUCUAUUCACGUCGCCUUUGACCUCAACUGGAAUUACACUGCAAAAAAUCAGCAAUCGCGGCAGCAGAAGAAACAUGCGCCAUUGGAGAUCAACCUCCAAGGCGUAUUAUUUUCCAUUAAUGGCUGGCAAAGUGCCCACGCCACAUUCUGCCGCGGAGGUGACGCCACGAGGACGAUGGGUGGAGCUUGCGGCUACGGGAACCUGCACAACACGGGGCACGAGACGGACACAAUCGCCCUCAGCUUUGCCGUCUUCAACAGUCUCCGGAAAGUCGUGUUUCCCUGUCCAGGAAGGGGGAAGAACCAACUUCAUUCAUCUCCAUUAUUGUGCCAAAGAAGAAGGAGCAAGAAGAAGCAUCAAGGUUUCCGAAAUCCUGAGUCCAAAACGCAGCAGCAACUUCAUCGUCAAUUCUGAACUUCCGGAGGUUAUUUCCAAGAAGAUUGGGCGUUAGAAGCUUGAAGUUGAUAGGGGUGACCAUACGUUGAACGUUUGUUGAGCCGUAUUAUUUUCUUUCAAUCAUUCCGACCUCUACGAUAUCAAGGUAACAAUACUGAUCAUGGAGCCCCUCCCGGAGGUCAAUGAGAGUGAUGAGAUGUACGGGCUGGUGGACCACAAUUACUCUGCUUUAUUUUAACAAAUACCUUUUCGGGCG
Cuscuta campestris is the source of this 780-nucleotide messenger RNA. The record is from the annotation of a GenBank genome assembly. Lineage: Eukaryota; Viridiplantae; Streptophyta; Magnoliopsida; Solanales; Convolvulaceae.